This is a messenger RNA of Effrenium voratum, 384 nucleotides long. NCBI's taxonomy places the organism in Eukaryota, Dinophyceae, Suessiales, Symbiodiniaceae. The record is from the annotation of a GenBank genome assembly.
AUGGCAGCGGAUUCCUUUGCUUUGUGGGGCGCUUCUCUAUGUUGGGGAGAUGAGGAAUUGUGCUCAGCACAGCGUUCAGACGUGUGCGGCGCACCGGUUGCCUGUGCUGAAACGCUCCCAGGCGAGAGGUGCGACCAGCAUUGGCUACGGCACGGGGUGAAGGGCGCGAACGAGCCGCCCAUCCUCUCCACACAGGACAUCCUGAACCAUGAGGCCUCCGUGGAUUGUGCGCCCAGAGCAGCCUCCUUGCGGUCCAGGAAAGAUGGCUGCGAGAGCACUGGCGUUGAGGCACAAGAGCCUUCUCCGAAUUGGCGGGCGGACCAGACCAAUGGCGCUGAGGGUGUGAGUGACCGGUCGAGUGUCUCAUGGGCACUGCCGCCCGAG